UUCAAUACCCUAUCAGGUCUUGCUUCCAUGGACUCUUGGCACUGAGUGUAUCUUGAGCCUGCAACUCCUGGCUAAAAAAUAGAAGAGCUAUGAAAUGGGAUAGAAAAGCUAGCAAAUAAUAUCAGAUCUUUAAAGACUUCUUAAGUAAGGCAUAAACAAAACCAUUCUGUAGGAGAGAAGAGAAGGCCUGGAAAGACAAAAGUGAAACCCUCUAAAUAGAAGAAGCAAUCUCUUCUCACCGCUUCCCCUUUGCUGACGAACUUCUAGGUGGUGGGUCAUCUGUUGUUUACUGUGAGGAAAAAUGACCUAGUAAUUUAUCCUUUUCUGCUUGAGCCAUUUUCAAAUCCCCUGGCAGACUGAACCAGAGUUGGGGUGAUUUCGAAUUGCUGGUGGUACCUGGGACUCAUGAGUACAUCACGUUCAGCGUUUACUUUGUACACAGUCAAACUGUUCCUAUUUUAUGCAGUACUGGGCUUCCUAAAUGUUUGUGGCUUUAGUGGUGAAAAGGAGUCCCUUAAAUUCAGCGGCACCAACAUGAGUCUGACCAAAGGCAGAUGGGCCCGAUCCGUGAGCAGUCUGCCGCAGCCCAUUGAGUGUGUGCUCUCCAGCUGGUCAUCAUGGAGCAAGUGCGAUCCCUGUCAAAAAAAACGGUACAGGUUUGUCCGCCUGGAACAACCUUCUCAGUUCAAUGGAGAUCCAUGUGAUCAUUCUGAUACAGAAACUGAAGACUGUGUUACAAAUAAUCCUUGCAGAAAUAAAGUUAGAUGUGAAGGUUUUGUAUGUGCGAUUACAGGAAGGUGCAUUACACGGAGGCUGCUUUGUAAUGGGGAUGAUGACUGUGGGGACCAGUCAGAUGAAAAAAACUGCAGAAAAGUAUUUAGAAAAUGUGACCAGAAGAUGGAGCAAUAUUGGGGAAUAGAAAACCUGGCAAAAGGGUUAAAUAUUUUCACAAACGACUUGGAAGGAUCAGUUCUUGAUCACAGGUACUACGCUGGGGGAUGUUCUCCCCAUUAUAUUGUGGACACGAGAUUUAGAAAGCCAUACAACGUAGAAAGGUAUACCCCAGAGACCAAAGGCAAAAAUGAAUUUACACUGACUGAAUAUGACUCCUACUCAAAUUAUGAAAGUAAUGUCCUGAAGGCAAAAGCUUCACAGUCUGGCUUCAGCUUUGGUAUAAAUCUGCGUUUGUUUGAACUCGGUUACAGUUCUAACGACAGGAGGUUCAAGAAGUUCUUUCAAAGGAUGAAAAGAUUUUCUUCAACUUCCAGUAAAUUUAUUCAUGCCCGUUCUGAGCUGGAUGUUGCCAUUUAUAAACUGAAGCCCCGGGCCCUGAUGCUGCAUUACGAAUUCAUGCAGCGGCUCCAUCAGCUACCCUCAGAGUACAGCUACGGCGAGUACAGAGAGCUCUACAGGGACUACGGGACCCAUUACAUCACUGAAGCUACUCUUGGUGGCAUCUACGAAUAUACUUUAGUUCUGAAUAGUAACGAGCUCCAAAAAGCAGGUUAUUCCCUGAGCGAUGUCCAGAAAUGUGCACAGCAUGGCUUUAACAUUGGUGCAACUAUCAAAGGCAUCACUGUGAGUUUGGGAGUGACUGAUGGCACCUGUAAAUCCCUUUUAAAAGAAAUUGGAGACAGCACCUUCAAAAAACAGUAUGUGGAAGAUUUCAUUGCCCUUGUUCGUGGAGGAGCAAGUGAAUACAUUACCACAUUGGCUUACAAAGACUUGCCGACUGCUGCGCUAAUGCAGGAAUGGGGAGAUGCUGUACAGUACAACCCUGAAAUCAUAAAGCUAAAGGCACAGCCGCUGUAUCAGCUGGUGACUCCAACUGACUUUGCUAAUGCAAUGGCAAUAAAAGAAAAUAUGCAACGUGCUCUUGAGGAGUUUCAGCUGGAGACCAGUUCCUGUCGCUGUGCUCCGUGUCGCGGCAAUGGAAUGCCCAUUUUGAAAGGAAGUGAGUGCAAAUGUUUAUGUCCCCUUGGCUAUAGUGGCACUGCCUGCGAGAUCACCAAGAGGGAAGAUGCUGCUGUUAAUGGGAACUGGGGCUGCUGGGCCAGCUGGUCUGCGUGUUCAGGAGGUCAGCGAUCAAGGAGACGACAGUGCAACAACCCUGCACCGCGAAAUGGUGGUUCAUCAUGCUCAGGGCCAGAUGUUGAGACAGUUAGUUGCUAGAGGAAAUUAUGAGGAACUUGCACAAAAGAGAUGAGCAAUUUACUAAUUGAGAGGAAAGACGUUAACUGACUGGCUUACUAAGUUAGCUUAGCUCUGCUUGUGGGUCUCAUCCUAAGUGCACUGAUGUCAGAAAAAAUUCAGAAGUCAUCGGGACCUGGGUGUAUGUUAUGAAUCAUGUCUGUUGGACAUGAUUUGCAAUUGUCCCAUAGGAUUGAAUAUGCUUACCGUUCUUAGUAUUUUGACUUUAUUGCAAUGGGUUAAUUGAGACAAGCUUCAUCUCCUGCCUUAUUUGGUAGCUGUAUGAUUAUAAGUUUUAAUCUUUUGUUUCUGAAGGUUCCUUUGCGAUAAGAAAAGACUGUUUGAUCUUCAUGCACCAGAAUGUGGGCUAAUACGCAGCUUCUGUGAAGACAGCUGUGUCAUGUGGAGCAAAAUACAGCAUAUUAAAGUCUAAAUCUCGAUGAGCGCAAUAGUAUCUAAUGUGACAUUUAAAGCAGCUGUACCUCACUACCCCAGUUUCCCAUUUUUUUAUUUGACAUAAAUUGUCUGUCAUAUUAGAGAUUGUCUUGCAGGAGCAAAAAGCGAGCUGUGGAGAAUAUUCUGGUGAAACCAAGAUAUUGUUGGCCUAUACAGCAGUAGUAUUCUUAUUGCAGAGAUGAGCUUCCUCCUGCAGAUUUCUAAAGUAGAGCAGAUACACUUAGAGUGUCGGGUACACCCUGAUGCACUCUGAUACACUGAUAUGCUUGUUUCUUGGAAAGAAGAGGGAAGGGGAGACGGAUGCCGCUGUGGCGGGGAACUGGAAAGCAGCUGCUGCUCCUUCUGCUGCUUGGGGAUAUUGAAGGGUAGGAGAGAUGACUGUGCUUACAGGAAAGUCAUGAACCCUGAACAGCAGCUGUCACCCCAGGAGUCCAGGAGCCUCCAUGGGAGCAGGAUGAGCAGCAAGCUUUUAUGCAGCUCGUUGGCAUGAGCAGAAUACAUAGAACGUUUUGGAAUGAAGAUAAUUAUGCACCCCUCGAAUCUUCUCCCCUUCUCCCUUUUGCCUCUCCCAAAAGCUGGCUCUGGUUCAUCUGUUUGAUUCCAUGAAAACCUGUAUUUCAGCAGAUACAUUGCUAGUCUAGUCAGGUUUAGGGCAUCUGAGAUAGAAAGACUUUGCUGUGAAACAAGCCAAAGCCAAAUGAAUGGCGUGCCCUUUGUCACUGUCUCUGGGCUCUGAAGUCAUGCAUCAAAAUCCAUCUCGAACAAAAGAGAAACUCGGAACACUCUGCACGGUUUCAGGGCUAACCUGGGUGACUUUGGUCCAGGGCCUUGUCUCCCAGUGCUUUGUGAGUGGUUACUAAUUUUUGCACAGACAUUUGGUGGGAGCAUGCUGUAAAAUAACUAGCGAUAACUUUGCUCCAGGAAAAUGAUGCAACCAGUACAAACGUUUUCGUGAAUGUUGUUUGUUUUCCAGCAUUUCCAAGGUCAAGCACUUUUCCAAGGGUUUUUAGCAAUGCUGUUGACGAUGGGUUGGUAUCACCAAUUUCUCUUCUUUCCGAUUGACGUUGUCUUAAUGUGAUUCUUACAAAAACAACCCCGGCUCUCUGACAUUUGAACAAUGGAACAUGCAUUUAGUUUCGUCCUCAUGCCGCCUCCACACUGAUCGACAAGGUGUCUGUGUGACAGCUUUAAGAAAGGAAGAGAACAUUGCAUAUGUAAAAGAAGAGUGCUCUGUACUCAUAAUGGGCUACGUAUUUGAGCUGCCAAGCCAAAAAAUUUCCGUUAUGCAGUAUGUGACUACUAUCGCUUUUGUGUGAUGGAGGUUUGCCAACAGGUUGAUUUAGGGUCAUGGUCAAAGAGGUCACUGCUUAUGGUAAAUAUAGUAUUCUUUAGUGUUUUUUAAAGGGCCGAUGUAGAGGCUCUGUAACAGAGGACCCUGAUCACCAAUUUUGAACAGCUCAUGGGUGCCUAUGGAAACACGUACUGCAUUGCAGGUGCCUGCCCUUAUUUAGAAGCAUCGAAAUAAUCUGACUAAGAAACUUUCUUCUGACAAGCGAAGCGUCUGUAGUAAGCAGUCUGGCACAACCCUGUAGUGUAUCUAUCCCCUGCUUCUGCAAGCAGAGCCACAUGUAGUAACCUGAAUUUGAACUAUCCCCUGAUCAGAAGUGGCAGUGCCUGGGACUGGAUGUUUGUGAGGUUUUUUUGGAGGCAAAGAGGAGAGAUAUGACAGUCUUCAAGAUCAGCAGGAUAGUUUUAAGUGAAGCACAAUUUCAGUAGUGGUUGACUAUUGAGCCCAUAGACUCUACAAGCCUCCCACAAAGGACCUAACUUUAUCUUGUCCUUGUGAUUUUUUGCUUUGAUUUAACUAAUGAAUGAUUUAUUAUCAUUUGGAGAGUAAUAAAAAUACUGUGCUGACGCUUUUAUUGUUUCAUUUUGGUACAUAUUAAAUCUUGGUACCAUCGUU
Molecule: messenger RNA, 4609 nt
Organism: Struthio camelus australis
Lineage: Eukaryota; Metazoa; Chordata; Aves; Struthioniformes; Struthionidae
Source: RefSeq, a predicted model, not a curated record